Centruroides sculpturatus (bark scorpion) is the source of this 1186-nucleotide messenger RNA. RefSeq names its product protein PXR1-like. The record is from RefSeq and is a predicted model, not a curated record. The transcript is spliced from 5 exons. NCBI's taxonomy places the organism in Eukaryota, Metazoa, Arthropoda, Arachnida, Scorpiones, Buthidae. The coding region runs from base 131 to 619 and encodes 162 amino acids.
CCCAAUUGAUUCGGAAAAUCGACGCUCUACUGUUGAAUAUUCUGUUUCACCAACUGAACAAAAAUCGGAAGAAUUAUCAUCGUCGUCGUCACCCGAUCAUCCGGAAGAAAAACAUAAGUUAUCCAAGAAAAUGACUAAUUGGGACCACUCCGUUGAAAAAGAUAAACUAACUACGAAAAAAGGAGUGAAGCAAGUAACCGAAGUUGACGUAAAUGAAAAUCGAGAGGAAUCCGAUGACAUGGAAAAAAUGUACGAAGUGAAUUUGCCUCCAGAUCUCGAUAAAAGAAGAGAAAUGGAGCAAAAGAGGAGUGAAUCGCCCGUUCUUGUAGUAGAACAUAAAGAAAAGAAACGAAAAUUAAAGAAGAGUGGUUCCGAAAGUAGCGAGGUGGUGCAGUCGGACCUGGAGAGUCCCAAAAAGAAAAAGAAAAAACAUAAGAAGCAUAAAAAACACAAGAAGCACAAGAAACACAAGAAAGUUAAGAAGGAAGAAGAGGCAUCGGAAACGGACGAGGAGAACAUGGAGGAACUGGAGAGAAAGCUGCGCGAGCGCGCCUUGCAGUCGAUGAUGACCAAGGUUCAAGUUGCUCAAGAAGCGGGAACGUCGGAAGACAAAAACUAACGGAACUUUGUCGUUCCCCACUCGACCGUAUUCGUAAGUUACCCGCGGAAAGAAGAGUGGGCCGGCCACCGACGCCCAAAGAGCAACCGGAACGUUUCCCUGCCGAUUUUUUAAUGCCAUUAAAAUAAAGUUUGUUUGAGAAAAGAGAGAACGGAUCCACCCCGUACCCCACGCGUUUCGUUCGCCGCCGGGUCGUCCGGCCUCCCGCUUUUCCUCCCUCCGCCCCGUCAUCUUUCUAGGUUUUUAUCCGGUUCCGGGUCUUAGAGAGGCGCGGAGUGGCGGCCACCCGGGUGGGGAUUUCGGUAGGUCCGGGAGGGAAGAAUUUCACGCCGACGGAAAAUUCCUUAAAUCCGCAAAUAUCAAUAAAUAUAUAUAUAUAAUUGUACGGGCGUCGUCAUCUAGUGCCUUAUAUCGCCCGGACGGCAUUGGGCUUUUAGUACGGAAAUUCGUCUCCGGCGGUACGUGUGGUGAUUUACGAUUGCAGUGUGUAUAUAAACAUUGUCUACUCGUCGUCUCAUGUAACGACAUCGGCAAAUAGUUAUCGUCAAUAAAAUCCUGUCUCCAUUU